GAGUUAUCCUCGGCUGCUGCUGCUGCUGAUGUCCUUGGCGAGUCGUCGUCACAGCCCCGGCCCCUGGGGCCUGGCCACCAGGAGGACUGAAGAAAAGCUGUUGUUGCCGUUGAUGUGCUGCUGCUGCUGUUUCGGCAUGUUCGAUCCCUGCCUUCCCAGGAUUCUAGGACGCCCGUAUCUCAAGCCAGGCCUUUGUUAAUCCCCUGAUUGCACCGACAAGCCCCCAUACCAUAUGCCCAAUAUCAGACAAGCAAAUAUCUAGCAUGGAAAGGAACAUCGCAACGUCACGGGCUCACGGCCAUCCACGUACCGCCCGGGGUCAGACAGGCAGCAUCAACCUUUGUGGAUAACUUCGAGAACGAUCUACUGGCCCUCGUUGCGCUCCCAGUCCCAGACCAGAUAUUCGAUGGUUCCUUUCAGGAAAGACUAGCUAUAUACGGGUGGCCAACUUGUGAAGAAAGAGUCUACUAGGCGUACCUUUUCGGUAGGCUUUUGGAUUCGGUCAUGGGCCCUAGGCCUUGUAGAUGAUGAUGGACCACAUUAGGCCCAACGAACCUUCACCAUGGUGGGUGAAACCAAGGUGAACCACAUCCAGGAAGCGAAAAGGAAUCACGAACGGGUGAGCCUGCCUGCCUGCCUGCCUACGGCUGGCCGGACGACAUCCACGACACCCACGCAAACCCUCGCGGCUAGCAAGCAAAAUCGGCUUCAGAUGAGGCUCUGCUCGCCGAAUCUCCGGCAAGCCGCUGCCGGCGCCGGCGGCGCCAACGCCCCCCUUGCAGGAGCUCUCCGCAAGAGUUCUUCAAGCUCCCUUAUCCAUGGCCGUCUCAGCUUCGGCCACGCGUCGCUGCAGACACCGAACCACCGCGCCAGGAGAGCAGGGUGGGCGGUGCGGGUGCUUCCCCUGACGGAGGAGAACGUGGAGAGGGUGCUGGACGAGGUGCGGCCGAGCCUGAUGCGGGACGGAGGCAACGUGGCCCUGCACGAGAUCGACGGCCUCGUCGUCGUGCUCAUGCUCCAGGGCGCCUGCGGCUCCUGCCCCAGCUCCACCAUGACGCUCAAGAUGGGCAUCGAGUCCCGCCUCCGCGACAAGAUCCCCGAGAUUCUUGAGGUCGAGCAAAUCCAUGACACCGAGACCGGGCUCGAGCUCAACACCGAGAACGUCGAGAAGGUGCUAGAUGAGAUCAGGCCGUACCUUUCCGGCACCGGAGGUGGAAGCUUAGACCUUGUUCAGAUCGAUGGUUUCGUCGUCAAGAUUCAAAUCAGUGGGCCUGCAGCAGGUGUAAUGACAGUACGUGUAGCUGUAACACAAAAACUGAGAGAGAAAAUACCAUCGAUACUGGCUGUUGAGUUGACAGAGUAGAAACAGAAAUUCAGUUGUGCAUCAACCAAAGGAAGACAAAAUUCAGCUUUGUGAUUA
This is a messenger RNA of Hordeum vulgare subsp. vulgare (domesticated barley), 1420 nucleotides long. RefSeq names its product nifU-like protein 3, chloroplastic. Gene Ontology annotation, molecular function: iron ion binding; iron-sulfur cluster binding. Lineage: Eukaryota; Viridiplantae; Streptophyta; Magnoliopsida; Poales; Poaceae. The coding region runs from base 563 to 1363 and encodes 266 amino acids. Gene Ontology annotation, biological process: iron-sulfur cluster assembly. The record is from RefSeq and is a predicted model, not a curated record. The transcript is spliced from 7 exons. Gene Ontology annotation, cellular component: mitochondrion; chloroplast stroma.